UUUCGAGAGGCUCGAACAUUUGACUGUAUCGAUUAGACGAAUAUAAAAAAGUGAUAAAUUGUUUGACUUGUUCUAAUUGUUGCAAGUGGCUUAGUUAACCGAGAUACCAUGAUUAAAGUCGUUCUAACAAUAUCACUGGUUCUCCUAGAGAUCAGUGGUACCGCCAUACCUUUAGAAAAUUCGGAUAAGCUUUUGGCCGUAGCUGUGUACUUUAGACAUGGAGAUAGAUCUCCGAAGGAAUCAUUUCCUACAGACGAAUUUUUUAAUUUGGAACAUUUCCCAAUGGGCUUUGGUCAACUAACCAAUAAAGGCAUAGAGCGGCACUACGAACUGGGAAAAUGGUUUAGGAACAGAUACGGCGCAUUCCUAUCCGAAGAGUACUCAGCCAACGACAUCCUGGUCAGGUCCACAGACGUAGACCGCACCCUCAUGUCCGCCGCUGCCAAUCUAGCCGGUCUUUACCCUCCUCAGGGGCGGCAGGUGUGGAACAAGGAUCUGCUUUGGAGGCCCAUACCGAUCCACACCGUUAAAAAGAAGGACGACAACGUACUAGCCAUGAAGAAGCCCUGCGCGAAAUUGGACGAACUGUUCGAAAAGAACAAACAGUCGACAUUCUACAAACAAAUCAACAAGGACCACGCUGAACUGUACGAAUACCUUUCGGAGCACACAGGGAUGACUGUCGCUGAUAUCGACGAUGUAAAGUUGAUAAGAUCCAUUUUCUACUGCUACAAAAACUUUAACGAGUCUUUCAUACCUUCUUGGGCGGACAAUUUGAACCAAACUGAGCUAGAUUACCUGGCAGCGCUUGCUUUUGCCAGCCAUUCUGCUACGGAUGACAUGAAAACGUUGAGGGUGGGGCCAUUUUUCCAUAACCUGUUCGGUUAUUUCGAUGACGUUUUGGACCAAGUAGAAGACGCUCCUAAGUUUUUCAUGUUUUCUUCGCAAGACAAGCCAUUGGUGUCCGUGUUGGACGCCAUGGGCGUCUACGACUUAUACCCUCCCAAUUUUACUUCAACAAUUAUCUGGGAACUGAAGGAGGACGCAGAAGGGAGCAGGUACACAAAUCUGUUUUAUAGGAGAAGCGCAGAUGAGCUGUUCAGUUUGACUAUACCGGGGUGUACCUUUGAUUGUCAGUAUGACGAUUUUAAAGCUAUUUUGAAGCCUUUUACCCUCAAGAACAAGAAAUGGAAGAAGGAGUGUGGCAAUGCAGGUAAUAAUUAGGGAGCGGAAUGUUGGAAGGAUACUCUUUUUAUUUUAUUGGAUGUUCUACCACGCUGAAAAGUUAAUAACCUCUUCCUACAAAAGAGAAUGAAAAA
Anoplophora glabripennis (Asian longhorned beetle) is the source of this 1319-nucleotide messenger RNA. Its product is annotated as lysosomal acid phosphatase. Gene Ontology annotation, biological process: dephosphorylation. Gene Ontology annotation, molecular function: phosphatase activity. The coding region runs from base 109 to 1224 and encodes 371 amino acids. The transcript is spliced from 4 exons. The record is from RefSeq and is a predicted model, not a curated record. NCBI's taxonomy places the organism in Eukaryota, Metazoa, Arthropoda, Insecta, Coleoptera, Cerambycidae.